Messenger RNA from Microthlaspi erraticum, 1281 nucleotides. The record is from the annotation of a GenBank genome assembly. Lineage: Eukaryota; Viridiplantae; Streptophyta; Magnoliopsida; Brassicales; Brassicaceae.
AUGGGUCUGUCUCGAGCUCUGGUUUCGUCUCUUCGAUGGAAGAAGAGGUCUUGGAAGGCGAUGAUAAGGGGAAGAAGAAAAAGAAGACGAGGAGGAGAUGAUUGGAUCGCGCCGGAGAUUCCUUGGGAGAUCGAGAUCGAGAUCGAGAUCCUGCUUAGAUUGCCUGCUAAGUCGCUGAUGAGGUUCAAGUGCGUCUCAAAGCUCUGGUCGUGUCUUAUCCAUUCCCGGUAUUUUUGCAACCGUUAUCUUACGGUCGCAUCUCCACCUCAACCACCUAAUCUAUACAUGAGUUUGGUGGACCAACUCGAACCUGCUAGGGUAAUUGUGGGCACCCGCGAGUCUGUACUGCUAUCUUUAUCAUCAUCUUCGUCUACUGAUGGUGCUGAGUAUUUGUCCCCAGAUUUGAUCUUGGCACAGUUGGGAGGACUCCACAUGGUUGUUAUUCGCGGCUUGAUUUUUUACAGUGUUCCUACAGAACCGUGUAGCAUCUAUAAUCCCACUACCGGUCAGUUCAUAACCUUAGCCGCCAUCAAUCCUAAAAUCUCUGCCCCAAAAGGUUUUUCUAAACACUACUCUUUCGGGUACGAUCCAGUUCUUGAUCAGUAUAAAGUGGUCUGCACGUUUCUGAUAGCAUCAAAGAAACGUAAGAGGAUAACCUCAUCAGAGCAUUGGGUCUACACAGUAGAAGCCGGAGGUUCUUGGAAAAGAAUUGAGUUUAAUGGACCAGCUCAUUGUCCUGCAAGACCAGGACUAUGCAUCAAUGGAGUUAUAUAUUAUUUGGCUUCUACUUGCAUGUCCCGUGAUAUCGUUGUCAGUUUUGACGUUAGGUCUGAAGAGUUCAAUAUGACGCAAGCACCUGACGAUGCGCUGCCUGCAUAUGGGAAGCCUGUGGGUGUGGGUUUUAUAGAGUAUGGUGGGAAACCAGCGAUUUUGGAUCAUACCAAUCUUGUACCAAUGGGUUUGGUGGAAUUGUGGGUGUUGGAAGAUGGUGGAAAGUGGUCGAAGAAAUCUCUGGUUUUGAAGCCUUGUCAGAUGCAUUUAGUUGCUAACAACAUGUCAUUGCUUGUACAUGGUACUACUAUAAACGGCGAGGUUAUCUUGGCACCCAUAUCAUUUUUUUCCCCUUAUUACAUUCUCUAUUAUGAUUUGCAAAAUAAUGAUUUGAGAAAGGUUGAAAUCAGAGGAAUACCGGACCACUGGUUUAGUAAGCCUGACAUGAACGUCCUUAUGUAUCUGACACAAUUGGAUGAGAGUGAAAGCAUCAUCCACUUGGAAAUUUAG